AUGAACGACGAUAAGCUGAGCAGCCUCAUUCAAAAAAUAGGGCACACUAUAGAUGACAUCCGAGACAGGUCAAUGAUUAUGCUAAUACAAAAAUAUGAAAAAAGUAUAAUAAGCGAAACAGACUUUAAGAAAAGAAAUUAUUUUUUUGAUAUUAUUCUUCGAUACAUUAACGAUAGAAACAGCUCCAUUCCUCUGAAAGCGCUGAUCCACGUUUUGGACUUCGUUCGGUGCAUAAUAGAGAAGGAUGAAGAGGUCAAAAGCAAAUUCGAACAAUUCGGAAUACACACAUUCACCAAGGAGUUUUUAACCCACUUUAGAGAUAACGAAGAAAGGUACAAAAAGAAUAGUGCCGCCAAAAAAUUAAAUGUUGCACAGGACACAGAUACGUGCCUCAUAAGCUAUGAGCACAUGCAGAUGCAAAACAGUAACAAUGAAUACAACCAGGUGAUCAGAAUUCUGAUCCAGCUGAUUCGUGCAUACAAUGGGGAUAACCCAGACGACCUCUCAAAAUGGGACACUCAAGAAUAUGCAUCUAAGUUUGAUGUAAAUAAUGCCCCCGAUGAUCUAAGUAAUCCAAAUGGGGGGAACAAAAAUGGGGAGGCCGAACCACCGGAAGCCAAUGGGAAGGCAGACGAACAGGAAACGGUCCAAUACAAAAACAACAUAACGGAAAAGACAAGCGACAUGGUAGACUUAAAUAAAGAGGAAGUCCAAUACAAAGCUACAAGAAAAAAAAGCUCUUCCGUCGAAGAGCCGACAAGCAUUCACCCUCGGCUGAGGCAACACUCUCCUGAGAAGGCAAAGGAAAACACAAAAAAAAACACCGCAACGUUACACAACAAUGCAGAUAGCACACUUUCACAAAAGGAUCUCCUAAAUAUAAGCCAAAUAAUGAAAAAAAAUAACUGCAUAAACAUAUUUACAAAAAAUAAUUUUUCCAAAAGUGACGAUUUUGAGUAUUACAAUUCUUUAUAUGAAGCAAAAAAUGAAGUGAAUAAGCGGAGUAUAUAUUUGCUCCUAGCCUAUAAGAUAUAUAAGGCCAAGAAAAUAAGGGAAGGGCAUGCUAACCUGAACCAAGGAUCGGUACCUACACGGGGAACUACGCAAAGCUAUUACAAUUGUGACGAAUGUUAUUACGCACACAUUUUGAAUAACUACACAUUUUUCUACCUAUACAACUUCUUCGACUGCUUCGAUGUGUUCAGAAGGAACUUUCUAGACAUAAACGGAGUAGAACAUGCAGAACAGGCGGGACAGGCGGAACAAGCGAAACAGGCGGAACAAGCGAAACAAGCGGUCGAACGUGGAGACCCCAUAAAGGGGGAUCCGGGGAAAAACCAACAAGGUAGAAGCAAAGAAGGGGAAGAUUCCCUCGUGGCGUAUUUCACCUACCUAAAUAAUAAACACGUGUAUGACAAAAACAUAACCUACAAAAUAAAAAAUUACAUUAACAAAAUGAAUCUGCUGCAUUUCUACCUGAGCAUGAAGUUCAACUACUUCGAAUGCUUAGGGAUGAAUAUAAUCAAAAAAAUAAUAAGCAUAGACGACCUAGUUUAUAUGCACAAAGAAGUGAACAAAAUUUUAAAUGAAUAUAUUUACAUUUUCAAUAAAGACAUAUUUCUAUUUAACUAUAAAUUUGUAUACACGCUUAGUUACAAUAUUCACUAUAUUUACAAAAAUUACGUCGAAAAUAAUCAGGCAGAAAGUGAAUUCCAUCAUAUGAACAACCUUCUAAAUAGUCUAGCUUAUCUUAUUUUUAUAAUUAUUUAUAACCUUUACAUAAGUGUAACCCAGAGGGGGGGAUGUCUUUGCAACAGUAUCCACAAUAUCUACCUGAACAACUUCUUUUUCCUGAUUAACCAAAAUUUGUUCUACUUACUUUUGCUUCGAAAAGGAGGAAAAGGCUGCGACUCCCUCGGGGGAAAUCAAAUCGGUACAGAGUUCAAGUAUGGCCAUAAUAUGGACAAGAUGGACAGUGAAAAGGGGAAAGGCCCCCCCCAAUUGGCAAACAACGCAAUCAAGGAAGAUGGGACAAACGGAGAAAACAACGCAGAUGAGCUCAAUAGCAUAAACACAUUUUACCUAAGGAAGAACGAAGAGAGGGCGAUUCACAAAUCGGGGGACAGAACCACUGCGCAUUUCAAUGAGGGCGACACGUACUACUACUUAUUCAUAACGAAAAACAAUUGCGUCUAUUUUUUCAAAGUGUUAAUUUUCUUCAUGCUAGAAAUUUUAAAAUUUUCGCACUGCAAAAUUAGCAGCAUAAAAAAAAAAUGCACCACACUCAACUUCCACAUAGACAAUUUUGUCAUCAUUUACAAUUUCCUGUGUAACAUCUUAGAGUACUACUUUGGUGAGUCAGGUAAGCAGAAAGACUCACACUUGGAGAUCCUCAUUGACUACAUUGAAGAAAACAACCUGCAUGGGCGUGGAGAUAAAAAGGCAAAACAAAAUGGGGUCCCCGUUAGGGAGUACCUUUCAGAAACUUUAAGCAUCCACGAGUUGAACAGUUUUUCUUCCUCCUCUUCCAACUCCUCUAGCGAUUUAAAAAAAAACAAAUUUCAGAGCAUUGAUAUUUUUACUAAUACUACCCUUCGGCGUACUUACCAAUACAGCCCUAAACAAUUGGAGGUCCUGAAAAUCGUCUGUCUUUACAUAAACUACACCCCCGUGUCAUUCAUUUUGAUGAAGAAGAUACAACCCAAAUUAGUCGACCUGUUUAGACGGUUCCUCUUCGACAUGCACCUAAACACGCACCACUUAGAAUUGUUGCACUUUUUCAAAAUUUUUUUCUUCUUUUAUGACUACGAAAUUUAUAAGGAGUACAUCGAUCUCCUGUGUUAUUUUUACUCCUUGGCGAAUUUGUUUUUCGUCUAUCGUGGUGUUGGCGAUGGUGGCGGCGUUGGCGAUAUUGGCAGCGUUGAUGUUGACGGCGUUGGCGGGACUAGCUUCUUUGGCGGAGCCGCCUUCCGGUCAGAUAUAUCCACCUUCAUAAACACCAGCAAUAACAUCUCCCACUUUUUUUUCUUCGUCCCAACUAGUUACUCCGCCCUCAACGUCUUUCUUGAAAAGUAUCACGCAGCGAAUGCCGCAGCAGACCUAUCCCCUCCACAUGCCAACGAAAUGUUCUCAAGUCCGGCCGACGCAAAUAAUGAACCAUUUCAUGAACCCCUGGAGACAUUCAAAUCGCAAGACUUUUUCGAUUCCCCCAAUUUGGAGAAGAUGAGCAAAACGAUAGAUGAACACAACAGACAUGAAAGUUCGUCAUCGUACUGCAUAAAGCAAUUUUGCCAUAUUUUGCUACAAAUACGGGGAGACUUCAAAAACGAGCAGUGCAAAAAUAGGCAGUACAAAAACGAGUGGUGCAAAAAUCAAAUGGACAAUUUCACACAUCAAGAGUCGCUCCCAGUUAGCCGCGCACAAGGAGACUUCCCCCACUUCGAUGCCCAAUUUAUUGACAAAGUUACCCAAGUGCUGGUUGAAAACAGCCUCAGAAUGCUCUUUAAUUCGCUGUCUCUUCUAUCCUCUGAAUAUAACAACUUCACAAAUUAUGUCAAGUCGCAUAAACAAGAAAAAGGAUCCAUGUACCAAUUUAUUGUUAACAAGUUAAAGAGCUGCAAAAAUAAAAUGUACAUACUAACGUUUAACCACAACUUGGAAGGUAGAACGAAUGUCCCCAAAAAUGUCAAGUUCGUCGAACUGUUUAAAAACUUUGUCCUCCUCCUGCACAACAUCAUUUCGAUCAUGUAUAGCUACAACACGGAAAUUAUUUUUUUUUUUUUUAAUUUUAUUUUUAACAUUAAUUAUGAAAAGGGAUCCUUUGACAGCGAAAAUAAUGACCUAAGAGGGGAUCCCCAAAGGGGGGACUUGUCCUAUGGAGAGCUCGAUCAUAAUACCAUUUCUGACAAAAGCAUGGAAAGAGGAAACGUCUCCAAAAAUGCACACAUGGGAGAUUCUACCCAUUCACAGAAUGACCUAAUGAGCCAAAAUAAUCGCCACAGCGUAACCUACAGCCAUAGAGAGUCAAACCAACCCGAACAUCCCAAGGCGUAUCAAGACACGCAGUACAUUACCCCUAUAGUUGCUCAAAGGACAGAUCACCAUCUCCAAAAUGAGCAGGAAAAGCAUUUCGGUGAAGAAAAGGGAAAUAAUUUACUAGGGACAGACAGCUCUCAAGAAUAUGCCUGCAAAAAUGUGGGCCAAUUCGACCAGCACGAACCAACCAAGCGGGAAGCCUCCCAAACGGUGAACUCCAAAUUUGAUAGGAACAAUCAACUCUAUCUGAACAAUUGCUCGAAUAAUGACAUGCCUUGGGGAUCUACUCACCAUGGAGGGAAGACAAAAAACAAAUCUCCAGAUUUCUACACCCCCAAUUUCCAAAUCAACGAAUUCGUUGACAUCAUAUACGAACUGUGCGUAUAUAGCAAAAAGGAAAUAAGAAAUUAUUAUCUCUUUUUUAUACUCGAAAAUGUCAAGAAAAAAGUGGAGACCCUGUUUGAUUCCCUUAAGGACAAAGAAUGGAAGGAAAAAAAGAGGGUCUUGUCAAAUAUUAAGCUUUUCUCCAAAGUCCUCCUUUUUUUGUACUACUCUAAAAAGAAGUACAUACUCUUGCUAGAGCAGGGCGCUUACAGCUCGUUCAACUUUUUGUACGACCACCAUUUUGAGCCAAUCCUUGCGGGUAGCAACGGUGAUAGCGGCAACGGUGAUAACGGCAACCGCAACAUUGGCAACCGCAGCAAUGGCAACCGCAGCAAUGGCAACCAUAGCGGCGAAGUUCCCCGUGGCAGGGGGGAGAAACACGAAACGGAACAGAAAGCACUGACUAGCAUCGCCUACUUCUACAAGAACGUCUUCCUAAACGUGCACAGUUUGUAUUUCCUGCUUUUUCAAAGGAAGAAGAAAAAGAGGACCCUUUCUCUUAAAAUCAUGUGGAAAUUGCAUCACCAGUUUAGGCUAAAGUUCACCAAGUGGUGGGGCAGCACGAAGAAAGAUGCAUCACCAAACGGUACGAUGAAACGGGGGGAAAUACAAAGUGGGAUCGAAGCGAGACAAUAUAACAUUUGUGAAGAAAGCGAAACCACGUGGAAGUACAAAGAAGACCCUAUAAGAAGCCACCGACGUGAAUCCCCUCCAAAAACACAAAACCACCAGAACCAGUGCCAUAACACCUUUAGCUACUCAAACGACUGGAAAUUUAAUGCCAAUAUGUUAAAUAUGUAUAUAAGCCAUUUUGUACUUAAUCAUAUGCUUAGCGACGAAGAGGUUAUCAUUCAGGCGUUACAAAAAGUAGACAUGAAGACGGAGGAACUCUCCCUGAAUUUUUUCGACCACGUAAUGUCAUUUAUUUUGAAGAGAAAACCCAAAUUUAGAGCAGGUGACACUGGCGUAGAGAGCACUACAGAAAAUAAAACCCAAAGGGGGGAUCCAACCCACAUCGAUCAUUUCCUUCUCUCAAUUUACGAAAAAAUAAAAAGUUUGUACACAAAACUGAUAGGGGAAAUGUUAGCCAAGGAGCAAACCAGUACAUACAAUAUUGAAUCGUUUGUCUAUGUCCUAAAAAUACUAAUUUUGUUGAUCAUCACCAACUAUAGGAAUAGCAGCAUAUGCAAAAGAAUAUACAAGGAGAGGUACUUUUAUCUGUCCCACUUGUUUUGCUUCUUCUUUUACGAUAAUGAGAUUGUUAAAGCAUUGUCCAUCAGCUUGAGUUUCUACUUGAUAUUCGACCAGAACGUCUUGCUACUGAACAAGCACAGGAUAUUUCUCGAACCGCAUUUGCUACAAGAACAGAAAAGUAGAAAAGGUGAAAUGGGCUUAGAAAGGGAUGACUACUCUCCUAAUUGGUUAACUGAAGAAAUAAAAUCGCCUCAUCACAGCUGCACGAACAUGUUAGAGAAUUCUUUAAUUAAUGAAGUAAAGGUAGAAUAUAUGGAGGGGUACUACAAAGAGAGUCGAAAAAAUGUCAUUAACAGAUGUGGAGACGGAGAAGAUAUACUACAUUGGGAGGCAUCCAAAAAAUAUGACAACUUUUUUUUUAAUCUGCACAGAAAUAGAUACAACAGAAAAGACACAAGCAGGAAUAAAUAUAUUGAUAACGAAAUGCAGGCCAACCAGAUGGACGAUGUAAACAAGGCCUCAUUUCAUAUAGAGAAAAUUCUUCCUUCCCUUUUGGCUUUAUAAAAAACUGCAGCCAAAUAAUUUUCUGCUAAACGUUAAAAAGUUAAAAUCUUUUUUUUCUUCUCCACCAAAUAUUCCUACCUGCAUGCGUUCCAUGAUGCCAAAUUAAACCUGAAGGCAAAGGACUUAUCCUUUUACGGGAACUACAACGCGGGGAAUAUAUUCAGAUCAUACUUCCUGUUCAUUAAUAAGUAUUAUCAUUUGUCAAAAAGGGUGAGCAGUGUACCAGUUGGCAGUGACCCAGUUGGCAGUGCACCAGUUGGAAGUGCACCAGUUGGAAGUGUCUCUCAUCCUUUGACCCACAGAAGUAGCGAGCACUCUAUUUGGAGCAGCACCCUCGAAUCGAAUGGCAAAUUAGAGACUCCCAGAUUUCCCAUUGCGAAUGUGAAUUCUUUUCUUUUUUUAAAUGCCAAAGUGGAUAUAAAGCACACUUCCGAAAAUGGGUCCUCCUACGUUUCCAAUUUGAUAAAAGUGUUAAAAGUUCUGCCACCUAUAAACGACUCUGCAGAUAAAGAAACCAAAUUUUCUUACAUCUACAAUUUGAGCGAGUUAUUUUUCUACCUGAACAAUUGCUACAUGCAGUUACUGUGCACCGAAGGGGGGCACGCGCAUUCUGCGGAGGGGCGGGGCGCAUGCAACCAAGCGAGUUACGCAACAGGCGACGAAUCAGCCAAACGAGAUGAUGUUCAAGCCACAUCUACAAGCAGAAAAAGUACUCACAAUGAACCAACACAAAAGAAUAAUGGCGCCAAUUCGAAGGCAAGAACCACCCCAAACAAGCAGACACAUUACCUCCUCCAGAGUGACUACGAUGAAAUGGUGAGUGCCAUAUAUUUUGUUUACAGCACCAUUUUUCCGUAUAUUAACAAGCUUCUUUUUUUCAUGUACAACAAGUUGACAAUAGAUAAGAAGGGGGAAGCUGGGCCGAACAGUGUGGGGAAUGAAACAAGCGCAAGCGCCAUCAUUCAUGCGAACAUGCUGUUACUGAAACAUUUAAUAACCCUCUUCGAUGUAUGCCUCUACAUACAAUUAAUACUAGAGAAAAAGGGACACAUGGAAGGAAAAAUCAACCACCUAGACAAUAAUAUAGAUCUUUCCCUUUUCGUCUACAAAUUGCUGUUCAUAUCAGUUGCUACAUCAUCCUUGAAGAAUAAAAUUUCCAGCUUUUCUCUCAACUUGCUUUACAAUUUUGUUCAUCUGGAUGAUUACUACAUUAGGAUAAAGAAUAACUGCCAUGAUAAUCUCUCCAUUGAUGCUGAUCGGAUAGGAUGUACGAACCCUACAGUUAGAAACGACCACCUUGAUGAUAGCAACUUCAACUUGCUGGACACAGAAGGGGGAAACCCCAUGCUGCUCAAAGAGCAGCAACGCAUAAGAAGUAAGCGAAUGGAGAAAAGGAAAAACUUAUCCAUUCUGGUCAACUUUCUUUUCUUCAUACUUUCGAAAUAUAGGAAAAAAAAAAAAAAAAAUUAAACAAAAGAGAGUCAACUCAGACAAACUCAGACAGCAACGUCUACUCCAACAUAAUAAAUAUGUACGAAAUUGAGAAGACCAUCAAUGUAGAGAAUGUCACAUUUCAGAACCACGAACAGGAGUAUCUCAAAUUGGACAUUUACUUUAUGAAAAACGUUUUAUCCAUGCUUCACGUAGUUUUGAGGCGGGGCUGUUUCUUUGACCUGCACUUGAUCAAUGAAGACAUAUUACGCAUAAGCAUGGACGUGCUAAUGCACCAUGAUUGCGAGGCAUUCACACAGGGGAAGGGAGACCACCAAACGAGAUUAGAAGCUACUUUGGAAGCCCGCUUAGAAGAGAAGGUAGAGGGGGAUAAUACGACCCACCCACGAAACGACACACAGAAAAGCGAAAACAAAAAUGUUGGGACAUACCCCAAAGGAAGGACAAACUUGCGCAUCUUCAAACGAGUCUUCCUAAACAAAUACAUGAGCACGCUGAUCAACUUCUGCAACAUUUACAACGACAUCAUUAUCGAAUGUUUGCAUGUCCAGCUGCUACUCCUUUUUUUCAAGUAUAUCCUCCAAGUAUUAAAGUACGAAAUAUGGAAGCAACACUUUUUUAAAGAUUCCCACAGCUCAAAGCAACAUAUCUUAGUGCAUUUUCUGAAAUACUACAAAGCGGACAAGGAAGUGUGCAAAUUUUUAAAAAGAACCUAUUUUGUCAUUUUAAAAUAUGCAAUAUAUAUGCAGAAUAUUCGGAUUUGUGAAGAUGUGCAUAUCCCUUUUAAUGGAGGGAAAAAUAUUUCAAAGGAAAAAAACACAGACACCAGCGUGGAUCAACAGAACGGGUUGAUCAACAAACACAACUACCUACUGAAGGAGGAAGAUAUUUACAAAAAUUACUGCCAAUUGUUUUACGAGUACACAAUAAGUAAGUUUAAAAAUUGUGUUUCCAUCGAUCAGGACGAAGCAUAUAUGUAUCCAAGUGACCACUAUGAUGAAGAAGAUGACUCUAUCAAAGGAAGAAUUUACGAACAUCAACAGAAUCAAGUGGCCAACUCCAACUACGUCUCCAUGAUUGAUAUGUACUGUCCUCAAUGUGAAGAAAACAAAAUUCUAUUCCUAUCCAUUGUACUAUUUCUGAGCUUUUUCUUAGACAACUUCCCUUUUUUUUUCUGCCUAAAUGGGAACGUCAACCAUUCUGGUGAAUCGAAAAAUCGGGAGCACAAUCCGAAAGAUAAUAUCACAAUCUUGUGUGAACGUAUUUUCCACUACCUUGGCAAAAAAAACAUCUACACCAAUUUCUACAUUUUAAAAGAAGCCAAACUGUUUGAGAAGUACUUUUUUAAAAUAUUCUUGAAAUUAUUAUUCUGCAAUGAGAGGGAAACAAUGAAUAACUUGCAAAAGUACAAAAUAUAUUUUUACAACAGAAAACUUGAAUCGGCUCACCAGGGUAGGAAGAUCGGCAAGACAGCUGAAAACAUGCGUGCGUCAGGUAUAACGGAAAACCAAUCGAUCAAACUCACAAAUAGCGGUGACAACAAAAAGGAGAAAGACAGUGAUAGCAAAAACUGGGGCAAACAAAUGGGCAGACCUAUCUCUGAUGAUGAGGGAUAUACUCACCACCUGGACGAAGAAGGGAGUCCCAUAUUCACACAAAACAUAAGCCAUGAUAAUCAAUUUUAUCUAAAUCAUUUCCUCAACUACUUCUUACUUCAAAAGAAGAAAAAAAACGACUUGGAACUGAUAUAUGACAAAAUUUACUACUAUAUCCUCAUCGUCAGCAUGUGCUUCAAGGACCGAAACUUCCUAGCCUUGUUGCUGCCCCAAAAUGAGAACUUCUUCCCAGAAUUCAACCAAAUGAUACAGCACUAUUUGAAAUACGUUUUAAAAAACAAACAAGAAAUAAAAAAAAAAAAAAAAAAUAGAAGUCAUGAUUCAUAACUUGUUAUAUAUAUUCGUCUCCUACAUAUACAUAUACCUGAACGAACUUUACAACAUUUUUUUCACUCAAAUAAAAAAUGUACUCACCCUGCCCUCCUUUUUUCAAAACAUCAUAUAUGUGGAUAGCAAAGGGGGGGGUCUAAAUGGCGAGAAAAUAAUUAGCACCCCCAUCAAAGCAGAGAACACAUCGGUAGACGCCCUUUACAAUACAUUAAUAACGAUGAAGAAAAAGAAUUGGAACAAAAAUUUAGAAAAUUACACGGACCAAAAUAUAAAAAAUGUAGUAGUUCGCAACAUUUUUCACAAUAACAAUAUAUACUUAUUCAUUUUGUACAUCAUAAAUGAUAAUAAAUACAACGACAAAAGAGAAGGUGGAAGCAGAGACGAAAAAAAAUUACUCAAUCGGAUGGUGUCUUCCCGUUAUGAGGAAAAUCACCAAAGUGACAGCCCAGAACCUCAUCAUCUAGAUUUUAAAAAAAAUGAUAAAAUAUUUUUAAACAAAAUUACCACCAAUAUUGUCCUAUUUUUCCUUUUAUUUUUUUACGAUUACUACUCAUCCAAUUACGAAAUAAAGGAAAACAUCCUCAUGCAAAUUGCGAGACAUAUCUUGGAGCAUUUCGCCACCUUCUACAAUUCUGACCUCCUGAACAUUUAUUUGAAGUACGUGCAAAUGAUCAAAACGGCUAACCUGAAAAGGAAAAAAACGCAGCUACCUGGGCAGUCGCUAUGCCGAAUAAAUCGGUACUUGAAAAAGACGGCGGGGGGCAGCUCAUGCCAGGAGACCUCUGCCCAGGGUGGUAACAGUCAGCGCGAGGGAAAAAUAUGUUCCUCUCAACAGAAAAAUGUGAAGUGUUCUCGCGCGAGUAUGGCCCUGGCCAGGAUAAGGGAAGAGGGACGCAAAAAGAGGGGGGAAACGCAGAAAGGGGAGGUCAAGCGGGGAAACGCAAAACUGGAAGAGAAGAAACACGGAGAAGACGCUCACGGAGAAGACUCUCACGAUCAAGAUAAGUACGAUAAUGAUAAGUACGAUAAUGAUAAGCACGAUAAAGAUUCGCGCUACGCUGAGACCUGCUCCCCUGGGGAGGAUCCCCCCCGCGGAACCCAAAACAAACCAGGAGAGCCCGGGCAAGCGCCCCAACCAGACAUACAACUAAUUAACACAGUAGUGGAAAAGCUGAAAAGAAACAAAAAACUGCUAUUCCUGUACACCAUAAACUGCUUCAGAAUAAUACAAACGUAUAGCAACGUCUCCUCGCUAAUGUUUAAAUAUAAAUAUAUAUCGACCCUCCUGGAGAAGCUUGCAUACUUGACGGACAAAAAUGUUGUAGAAUCUGUUUGGAACGCAUUCCAUUUCUACCUGAACAGCAAUAAUAAAAGUGAAAUAAAUGUUUUCAACGAAAAAGGCAUGUCACAGGUAGAUAAAGAAAUUGGGUAUCUCUCCUACAUGUACAUAAACUACUUCUUCAAUUUUUUGUCUUGUUUUAUCCUAUAUGACGUGGCAACGUUAUACAAGUUUUGCUCGAACAUGCUAAAUUGCUUGGACAUGCUGAACACUCACUUAAAGGAACUCAUGGAGAAUAAAAAGGGCACAUACCUCUGCUCCGUUAUUUUGAAAUUUUACCUGACCAUAACUAACUCCUACUUCUUUGACUUUUCCCUGUAUGAUAAUGCGAUCGGCGCGGUGAACCACGAAAGGGGGACAAGUCACACCCCAGAAAUGGACCCCCCACAGGAGGACAUAACGAAACACCUUAUUGACAGCUUGAGAAGCAAGAAAAGACAAUACAAGGGAGAAAUAACCUACUUCUUGUGCGUUAAAAGGUUGAGUAGCGAAUUUUGUAGGAGCAAAUUUCUGCACUUUUUAAUUAACUACGUUAUGAACAACCUUGGUAAUAACGUGAACAAAUCAAAGGUGGAAAUUGAACAGAACAGCCACCUAAUCUGUCUGAUUCUCCAGUUAUUGAGUUACCAAAUAAUUUUUAUAGAUAACAAAAACGAAGUUUUAAAGCUCGCUAAUGUGUUAAUUAAAUACAUCAAGAAGAAGGACCCUUGUCUACUGACGACGUACUAUAUAAUCCUAUUUUUUAAUUCAUGCUUUAUCAACUCAUCCUUGGACGAGAGAAUAAUAACAUUGCUAUUCAGUUUCGAAAAAAAUGACAACAUAUGGUUUAACUUGAUAUUCUUGCAAAACAGUAAAAUCAAAAGAAGCAAAGAAAUAUUACUCCUAAUCAAGUUCUCCAUUUUACACCUCUACCUGCUAUUGCUAAAAAAUAAAAACUCUUUCAAAAAAUGCAUCCUGUGCAUUUCUGGUGACUUAAACAUAUACUUCGUUUUCAUAUACGUCCUCAACGAGAUAUAUGAGUACUUCAAAAGUUGCAACUUCGAAUGGAGUGCAUUCCGAGCAACGAAGAUAAACCAGCAUGAAAACAGCAAAAAUGAAAAUGCUAAAAGGGACAAGCAUAACAAGUACUUCUACCUCUACGCAGAGCUGCUUGUUAUCGUCACAGAAAUGAUUAAAAUCAUGAACAAUAAUGAUGUCAAUAAAUACAUCACCAUUCACCAUAACAAGGAGAAAGACAACCUCGUCGUGAAAUUUAAAAAUUUGUAUAGAAAAAUAAAAAACGAAUUAAAACAGUUCGACCAAUCAAUAAAAUUAAUUAAGUACCUCAUAUUUAUUCACCCCCUCAUGAUUAACAUUCAUGCACUGCACAAGUUCUACUUAUGCUUAUACAUAAAGGAGUACCACUACUUCCACAAGGAAUUUUUUAAAUACGAUCUGUUCCUAGUAGACUAUUUGAACCUACUUCGGGACAAAAGGAAAGCGAAAAUCUCUAACACGGGGGUGACUCAACGAGGUUCGGAAGCCACACAAACAGGGGAAAUUUCUUCGGAGACAGUCCAAAACCAAGUACGGCAUUUUUCGCAUGAUGACAUCACCAAAAAGGACAAUAAAGAUGUUUCUCCCCAUGCAUUAGUAGAUGACGCACAAAAAAGGAUCAACUUCGAGAAAGAUAAUAUUAUGCACUUUUAUUUUUUUUUCAACACUCCAAAAAAUUAUAAUUACCAAGUCGACAAUUUGUGUUCUUCCAUCCUUCAAAAUGAGUUUCAGGAAACCAAAGCGAUAGUUCUGACACCCGUUUGCAAUACAACACUGAUCAGAUUAAGAUAUAUUCUGAUUACAUUCAUGGCAGUGUUAAUUAUGCUAUUGAAUUUUUUAGUUCCUUCUGAUUUAGUGGGGAAGACGGCUGCGAAAAUGGCCUAA
This is a messenger RNA of Plasmodium cynomolgi strain B, 12834 nucleotides long. RefSeq lists its product as hypothetical. NCBI's taxonomy places the organism in Eukaryota, Apicomplexa, Aconoidasida, Haemosporida, Plasmodiidae. The coding region runs from base 1 to 6177 and encodes 2058 amino acids. The transcript is spliced from 4 exons. The record is from RefSeq and is a predicted model, not a curated record.